Lepisosteus oculatus (spotted gar) is the source of this 4546-nucleotide messenger RNA. Its product is annotated as nectin-3-like protein. Gene Ontology annotation, biological process: homophilic cell-cell adhesion; heterophilic cell-cell adhesion. Gene Ontology annotation, cellular component: apical junction complex; adherens junction. The record is from RefSeq and is a predicted model, not a curated record. Lineage: Eukaryota; Metazoa; Chordata; Actinopteri; Semionotiformes; Lepisosteidae.
CCAGAGUUCGGGAGAGAGUUAGUUGGGAAUCAUGGCGGGUAGAAUGUCAUUUCAUUGCCACAGGACUACUCUGGGUUUCCCGGGAACGAAUGCGAUAGUUUUGCUUAUUAUUUGCAUCCUAACGGGUGUCGGCUCUAAUGAGGUGAUAGUAGAUCCCCGAGUGACAGCCGUGUUGGGGAAGAACAUCACGCUGAUGUGCACGGUGGAGGUGGGCCGGAACCUGAGCUUGACACAGACCUCCUGGGAGAGGAAGCACAACGGGAGCACCCUCACGCUAGCCGUCUUCAAUCCCAUCUACGGCAUCUCGAUUGCAGAAGACUACAAGAAGAGGCUGUUCUUCAAGGACCCCUCCAAUGAAGAUGCCACCAUUGUGUUGGAGGAUGUGGGGUUUGCUGACACUGGAGUGUACACCUGCAAGGUGGCAACCUUUCCUCUGGGCAACACGCAGGCCUCCACCAUGGUCACUGUGAUGGUGGAGCCCAAGGUGUACGUGUCAGCAGGCUCUGCGCCCCUGAUCGAUGGUGGCAACGAAACGGUGGUGGCGACGUGCACGGCAGAGAGAGGCAAGCCCCGCGCGGAGGUGUCCUGGGAGUCUGAUCUGUUUGGGCGUCCGGUGGUCAAAUACAUCGACGAGGCCAAUGGCACUAGCACGAUGGAGGUGCAGUACAGAUGGAAGCCGACGCGGCUUGUGCAAGGCAGGAAGCUCACUUGCGUGGUUCGGCACCCGGCCUUGGAGACGGAGUUCAGAAUUCCUUAUGUCCUCAAUGUGCAGUAUGCACCUGUUAUUCAGAUAAAAGGGUAUGACAAUAAUUGGUUUGUUGGCAGAGAAAAUGUUCAGCUUGUGUGUCAAGCUGAUGCCAACCCUCCACCAGCAAGAUACAUCUGGACCAGGCUAGAUAAAGACUUGCCUCCGGGUGUGCAAAUAGUUAAUGGUACCCUGAGUUUCAAUAGAGCACUGGACCGCAAUGACUCUGGGAUAUACCAGUGUGACGUGGCAAAUGAUAUCGGACAUCAGCACAAACAGAUGGAUAUUAGCAUUCAAGAUGUGCCCUCUCACCAGACAUCCUCUGUGGCAGUUGCUGGCGCUGUGAUUGGAGCUGUGCUUGCACUCUUCCUCAUUGCUGUUUUCAUCAUCGUGCUGGUGACACCCAGGAAGAGAGAGCCUUCGUAUCUGGACAAAGUAAUUGAUCUCCCGCCGACACACAAACCCCAUCCCACAUACAUGGAGAGGACCGUGUCCAUUCCCCUGACUGCCAGCACAGUUCCGUCCAGGGUAAUGGACAGACAUUGUAUAGUUCAAGAUACAAUGAUACCAGACUUCCAUGAGCAUAGAAGUCCAAAACUUGAGCAACUCUCAUACCACGAGUGGAUCUGUCACAACAGUGGCUCCGAAAGAGUAUACAUCAAUCACCGGGAGCAUUAUGUGUGAAGACCAAGGAAGAUGUUCCUACAGUGGACAUUCAGCAGAGAGAAUCAGAUGGGAAAGAACAGGAAAAUGCCAUUAUUUGACCUGUGACUUUCACAGUGAAGGCUCAGUACAGGGUACAGGUGUUAGCCUAGAUGAGUUUCAGAAUUAGAUGUUAAGUUCUAGAGUGUACUGUAAAACGUAACUCUUUUAUUUUUGUAAUGACACAAUAAGAACUGCCAAUUCAACUGAAGCUUUGUACAUAUUUUAUAUUUUUUCAUUUUAGUUUUUUUCUUCAGUCAUGUAAAUAUGUUUUAGACUUUAAAAACCUUUACAUUGUUUAGGAAGCUUAGAACACAGAAUAUUUUACCAUGUUUUUUACUGUGCCCAAAGUAGAUUAUAAUGUUUCAGACAGAAUUCUGCAACCAAAGCAACAAUUCAAUAAAAAAAUGGAGGAUGACAACAAACCUUGAUCUGUCUUUGAAAGCUUAAUGUGAAUCCAUAGGGUCUGGCUUGUCAGCUUGUUGUUGUUCACUAGGAUCUCUUCAAGAUGAAAAAUAAGAAAUCAGUUUGUUCCACGGUGAAGGUGUUUGUGCAGUGCCUUAUAGCUUGACUCCAGAAUAGCUCAUAACUGCAAAACCAAGGAGCUCUGUCAUAAUAAAAUGAAUGACCUUUGCAUAACUGUAGCAAAAUACUAAGCACGAGCACAUCCAUACAUCUGGGCCCUUUGCAGAAUUUAGAGUCUGGAGCAGAGAGUCAUGCAGAAGGUCACUGUUUGUACCAUGAAACAUUAAAAUGUUGAGGGGGGAAUUAUGUUUUGAAAUGGCAGGGUCCAGUAUCCUCAUUGGAAGAUACUACAUCCAUUUUAAUAACAAUGCACAUAUUAGAUUUUUAAAUAAAAUAAUAACAGUAUUCAAGGAGCCAGUAUCUUGGUGAAUAUAUAUCCCUAGUUUUACUGUCUUCUUUUGGGACAGGUUUUUAUAUGACAGGUAAUGGAGGUACAGCUUUGAAUUCAGGUGUGUGUGGCUCCCUUUCUUAGUAACACCAUCAUUCAUGUUAUAUAAUUUUAUGGACGUGGUGUACUUUUUGGGUGUCAGUGGAAUGUAGUGUAGCUUGUUGAACGACAUUGACUCUGUAAGGUCUGAAGAACACUGAAACGCAGAAUGGGAACUGCAGGAUAAAGAGAAGGGAAGGAGGGUGAUAAGGUAUUUCUAUUCUAAUUUUACACUAUUGCUAUUGUAUGUUGAUGUGAUUUUCUUCAUCUGUUUUUGUAAAUGAGCUUUGGAAUCCAGGGAACAUAAUUUCUGAACAGUUAAUGAUGUCCGCUGUUAACUGUGGCAAUUUCAUAGAAUUAUAGCUUAAUUAAAUGUGGUAUAAGGAAAUGGUAAUAAAACUAAAUCAGUCAGUCAAUUGUCAUUAUUAUCAAGUGUAAACAUGGUUAUGACUAGAUACUUAAAGAGUGAUUGAAAUGGCUUCUUGGUACACACACAUGCAGAAUAGAUUUACUGAAUUUUCAGUACAGGAAAAUUAAGCAACUUAUUUUUCCUUCAAACAAAACCUCUGAGAAACUUUUGUCAGUUCACUGUAGGUGGUACAAUAUACAGAUAUCACUCUAUUCAUAAAAUUCUCUUUUAAACGAUGCCAGGAAGUCUUUUCUCUAUUCAGACUUACCUCUGGCUUUCUGGUAUAGAGGAUUAGGCCCUCUUGUUUGCCAUGUGUGAUUGUACAGUAGCAUCAGUCUAAGACUUAAACUCCUGCUUCUUUGGAAUUUAGUUUUUUUUCUUGUAACCUGCCUUAAGAUCAAUCUUUAUUACAAAUGCUACAUAAACAAAAAGGUAUUAUAAACUACAAAACUGCAUAAAAUAUGUAAAACAUAAAAUAUAUUGUGUUGUUUUAUAUAUGUCGUACAUGAAAAGUUACAUGUAAGACAAGGCUAUUCACGUGUUUUAGAAAGCUGAUGGCAACGAUUUAAAAAGAGAACCUCGUAUUUUCACAUCUUUUCUAACAAAAGAAUUGGUAUGUUGUUGAUUGUUUCUUAAUUUGAAAUUUGUCCAUUGAGUUUUAUUUCUUCCAAAUAGAAAUUGCCAAAGCUCAAAAAGCUUUGUUGAGCCAUCUGUUGUUUUCACACUUUGAGAUUAAAGCUGCUCACAAGCAUAGUUAAUUUCACUUGAUGGAAUGAUCUAGUCCUCAUCAUUACUAUCAUAUUAUUCACUUAACAAAUAGUCUUAUCCAGGAUGACUUACACAGGAUACACAUUCUGCGAGGCACUUAAAACACAGUGUCAUCUGCUUAUGUGAUCAUGCAGUAAAUCAUAUGAUUUUUGUUGUCAAUCUGAAUGUAAAAGGUUUUUUUCAGUUCUUUAACUGCCUUGAAGACAGAUGGACAUAAAGCACAGCAGUUCACAAAUUGCAUAGAUUGCCAUUGUUUGGGAACAUCAUGAUUCAUAUGUCGACACUGUAAUAACAAUACUCUAGGGACAAGACCUAUUAUUUCACUUAAAAUUAAUUAUUUAAGAUUUCUAACAAUCGUUGUGUGCCUUGACCAAGCAGUUGGUGCCUUUCUCUAAAUGCAGAGGAACGUGGCUAAAGAGGCCCAUCUGAUUAGAGACAUUGUAAAGCUGAAUCAAUGCUGUACAUUUAAUUACAUAUAACACAGAUGGACUCCAACAAGUCUCAAGGUUUCUUCCCAAAACCAUAGAUCAAUUGUCACUAUCCAUCACCCAAGGGAAGUUCCACACCAGUUCCCCAACUGGGGAUCUGUAGUGUGUGUACUAGAUGUACUGUAUGCUGAUAGCAUCUCAGCCAAUCACCAAGUAGUGAUGUCAUACAGUACCUUAAAAGCAAGAACACAACACAUUUUCACCAGUUAAUGCACAGACUUGAAAACUCUCUCAAUGUAAACUGGCAAACUGACCUUUACAACCACAUGACUGCUAGCAGUCCAAAACAGGUCUUAAACAUUUCUCCAAGAAGCCUGUCAGAGAGAGGAAGUCAGUAAAGUAUAGAAUUCCAACAUAUGUUUCCUGAAACAGAAGAAAUCCUGUGUUUGUGAACAAACUGUUAUUUUUGCCUGAUCAACAAACUUAGAAAGCUGGUCUCUUUGUUGACAUCCAGAAUAUUUGUGCAUAUAUUAAAACUAUAG